ACUCGGCGCUCGACUAGGCGGCCUGCGGAAGCCGGAAGUGGCUGCUGAGAGUCAGAAAGAACGUCAGUGGCUCCCGGUGAUGAUGUAACCGGUACCGCCGGGGCCCCGACACCGAGAGCGGCACCGGGACUGCAGCCAUGAACCUGCUGCCCUCCAACCCGCACGGGAACGGCCUGCUGUAUGCCGGCUUCAACCAGGACCACGGAUGUUUCGCAUGUGGGAUGGAAAACGGCUUCCGGGUUUAUAACACCGAUCCACUGAAGGAAAAGGAGAAACAAGAGUUCAUGGAGGGCGGCAUUGGAUACGUAGAAAUGUUAUUCCGAUGUAAUUAUCUGGCUCUGGUCGGGGGCGGGAAGAAGCCCAAAUAUCCACCCAAUAAAGUCAUGAUCUGGGACGACCUGAAGAAGAAAACUGUGAUUGAGAUCGAGUUCUCUACGGAGGUGAAGGCCGUGAAGCUGCGCAGAGACAGGAUCGUGGUGGUGCUGGAUUCCAUGAUUAAAGUCUUCACCUUCACCCACAACCCCCAUCAGCUGCACGUCUUUGAAACCUGCUACAAUCCUAAAGGUCUCUGCGUCUUGUGUCCAAACAGCAAUAACUCCUACCUGGCCUUUCCCGGGGCUCACACCGGCCAUGUGCAGAUCGUAGACCUGGCCAGCACUGAGAAGCCCCCCGUGGACAUCCGCCACGAGGGGGUCCUGAGCUGCAUCUCUUUAAAUCUACAAGGGACCAUAAUCGCGACCGCAUCAGAGAAGGGAACGCUCAUUAGAAUAUUCGACACGACAUCUGGACAUUUAAUUCAAGAGCUGCGCAGAGGGUCACAGGCCGCCAACAUUUACUGCAUAAAUUUCAAUGAGGACGCCACUCUGAUCUGCGUCUCCAGUGAUCACGGCACUGUCCACAUCUUUGCAGCAGAGGACCCCAAGCGAAACAAACAGUCCAGUUUGGCCUCCGCCAGCUUCCUCCCCAAGUACUUCAGCUCUAAGUGGAGCUUCUCCAAGUUUCAGGUUCCCUCCGGAUCGCCUUGUGUUUGUGCCUUUGGAACAGAACCAAACUCUGUUAUAGCUAUCUGUGCGGACGGCAGCUACUACAAAUUCCAGUUCAACCAGAAGGGCGAGUGCACGAGGGACGUCUACGCGCAGUUUUUAGAAAUGACGGACGACAAGCUCUGAGCCCCUCUGAGGAGGGAACGGACUCCAUGUCAGGAAUGCGGCAGAAAUGUCGGGGAGGGGGAACCCCAAGAACUGAAAGAAAAAUCCUUUUUUUUUUUAAAUAAUUUUUUUUUAACAAUCUGUUCGGGUCUCAUCACAUUUUAUCUAUGAAAUCCUUGCUCCCCCCCCACAGAGCAGUAACGGCGCGCUGCGUGGUCCGUCAGUCUUUUCAUUUCUGCCACAGACUGCAUUGAAUUAACGCUCGUAGAUGAAGAAGGUUCCUAGGGUUCUAGAACGUUCUGGAUACAGUAUUAAAGGCGGGACUAUCCAGUAGAGAUCCCGUAAUAGACAUCAUGAUAAAGAAGGAAACCUCCUCACAUAGCCCCCCCUGUACCCCUCAGUCAAGGAAGGCCAAGACAACCUGGGUGUGCAGUGCACAUUGUGACCUAGCUGAUGGUUUGCUACAAUGUAUCGGUGUAGGUAUGCGCCAUCAGCCUGGAGUCCAUGACUGUAGAGGCUGCGUCUUUCUAUAAACGGAGUUAAAGGGGCCCUCCACCUCUAGACCUGAAAUUGCGAAGGUCAUAUUGCCUGAUGGCUCUAUUUAAGUCACUCCAUGCCAACCCUGCAUUGGCAGUAUUAAUCAGAUAUUUUAAUUAAUGAAGGUGACCUGAAAGGAUGA
Messenger RNA from Bufo bufo (common toad), 1827 nucleotides. RefSeq names its product WD repeat domain 45B (gene WDR45B). The record is from RefSeq and is a predicted model, not a curated record. Gene Ontology annotation, biological process: nucleophagy; protein localization to phagophore assembly site; protein lipidation. Gene Ontology annotation, molecular function: phosphatidylinositol-3,5-bisphosphate binding; protein binding; phosphatidylinositol-3-phosphate binding. Lineage: Eukaryota; Metazoa; Chordata; Amphibia; Anura; Bufonidae. Gene Ontology annotation, cellular component: phagophore assembly site membrane; extrinsic component of membrane; cytosol.